CGUGGCGUUCCCGGGCGCCGCUUCCGCCUCGGCCGGGGCCUGGCGCGGUGGCGUUGCGGCGGGGGGCAGCAUGCUGAGCCCGCGGGAGCGCGGCGGGGACCUGGCCCGCUUCUACACGGUGACGGAGCCGCGGCGGCACCCCCGCGGGCACACCGUCUACAAGGUCACGGCGCGGAUUGUUUCAAGAAAAAAUCCAGAGGAUGUCCAGGAGAUAGUCGUUUGGAAGAGAUACAGUGACUUUAAGAAACUGCACAAAGAUCUCUGGCAAAUUCAUAAAAACCUAUGCAGACAUACAGAACUCUUUCCACCUUUUGCCAAAGCAAUAGUAUUUGGGCGAUUUGAUGAAACUGUGAUUGAAGAAAGAAGGCAAUGUGCUGAAGAUCUGCUGCAGUUUUCUGCCAAUAUCCCUGCUCUGUAUAACAGCAAACAGCUUGAAGAGUUUUUUAAGGGUGGAGAGGUGCAUGAUGGGUCCGAAUUGAUUGGUCCUGUUGAACCUCUGUCUGACUCUCUGACUGACAACCUGUCUGACUGCAGCUCUGAAGUUCGGAAGGAUUUAAGUGGGCUUGAUGAUGUGACACUUACGAGCCAGUCGGAAUGCGGAGGCUUCUCCAGUGACAGUGACCUGAUUUCUCUGACAGUUGAUGUAGACUCUCUUGCUGAGUUAGAUGAUGGAAUGGCAUCCAACCAAAGUUCUCCCAGCAGAGCUGUUGGCCUUUGCCUUACUUCUGAACCCCCAGUACAAAGCACACUGGCACCUGAGCAGGAGUGGAACAAACCCGAAGGAGAGAGGGAAAGCCAUAGUUUGUUUACUGGAAGCUUAAAACCCAAGCCUGGCAAACAAGAUUACUUGGAGAAAGCAGGCGAGUUGAUAAAACUGGCCUUGAAGAAAGAGGAGGAAGAAGAUUAUGAAACUGCUUUCAGCUUUUAUAGAAAGGGGGUUGAUCUGCUUCUGGAAGGUGUUCAAGGUGAAUCAAGUCCAACUCGUCGAGAAGCAGUGAAAAGGAAGACUGCAGAAUACCUUAUGCGUGCUGAAAAAAUUUCCAGUCUCUACCAUAAAUCGUCUGAAGAUGCAUCCGUUUCUAUGCCUCCAGGAUCACUAAGUUCAAGGCCCUCUUGGAACCUAAGGAGCCCCGCCGAGGAACUGAAGGCCUUCAGAGUCCUUGGGGUGAUUGACAAGGUCCUGCUUGUAAUGGACACUAGAACACAGCAGACUUUUAUACUGAAGGGUCUAAGGAAAAGUAGUGAGUACAGCAGGAGCAGAACGACCAUCAUACCCCGCUGUGUGCCCAACAUGGUGUGUCUGCACAAGUACAUCAUCUCUGAGGAGUCUGUCUUUCUCGUGUUACAGCAUGCAGAAGGAGGAAAACUGUGGUCUUAUGUCAGUAAGUUCUUAAACAGAAGUCCUGAAGAGAGCUUUGAAAUUCCUGAACCCAGAACAUCCAGUUCAACUAAAAUUUACCUGGAGCAGCCAACACCUAGUCCUAAAGAAAUUGGUAGCAGCACUGAUUCCAGAGAAAGCUAUGGCGAGGGCACACUGAAGGUGGUCCCACUGAAGAGCAGCCUAACGCCGAGCUCCCAGGAUGACAGCAGCAACCAGGAAGAUGGCCAAGAGAGUUCAAAGUGGAUGGACUCAGGAUCCAGCUCAGAAGAAGAGUGCACUACUAGUUAUUUAACAUUAUGCAAUGAAUAUGGGCAAGAAAAAAUUGAUUCUGGCUCUCUAAAUGAGGAAUCGGUGGUUAAACUGGAGAGCGAAGGUCUAAAUACCAAAGGGAGAAGCUGCUUACAGAAAUGCAGUGUCAUUGGCAGUGACAGCUUCACGUCUCAGAUGGCAUCUCAGGAACGAAAGGUUUUCAUUGAUGAUGCUGAGUCAGAAAUAGCUAGCCCUACUAGGAUAUUGGACUCAUUAACUAAAUCAAAGAACAGCCCCAUGGAACUCUUCAGGAUAGACAGCAAAGAUAGCACUAGUGAGCUCCUGGGCCUUGAUUUUGGAGAAAAAUUAUAUAACCUGAAAUCAGAGCCUUUGAAGCCAUUGUUUUCUGACCCAGUUCAUGACAGCAGCUUGGAUGCCCUAGAGAGCAAAAUGGGUGUGGGAGCUCAUGACACCGUAAGCAGGGGUUCAAAUGACUCUGUGCCAGUUAUCUCCUUUAAGGAUGCUGCUUUUGAUGAUGUAAAUAGCAUUGAUGAAGGAAGGCCUGAUCUCCUGAUAAACUUACCCGGUAUGUCUGAUGAAACGGAAGAGGCAGCAGUGUCAAGGCCAACAAAGUUUACAAAAACUGAUAGGGAUAUGUUGGAAGUAAAGUUGUUAGAAACACCUGAUGUCUUACAAUUAAAUAAUUCUGCAGAGCCAUGCAAAGUGUUUGAUCAAGAGCCAAAUCAUGUGGCAUCAGAACUGGGUGAGCCUUCCUGCGAGGAAGCAAAUGGACAAAGUGGUGUCACUCAGGGAGCUCUUGGGACCCUCUUUACAUCUGACCAAGAGGUAGGUAGUUCAGACGAUGGGGCUCUGUUUCAAGGGCUUGGAGCCUGCUCCUUAAACGUGACAAGCAAAGAAGAAAGUUUAUUUGUUUCCAGCCCGCUCUCAGGUGCUCAAGAUGUUAGCUUGGAUGGAGACACGUUAAGAAAUGAAGCAGUAUUCCUGUUUUCCGAUCAAACUGAAGACUUUGGGAAAGAGGAAACGGACUCGGCUUUGUUACCAGCAGCUGAAAGUAAAAAGGCAGCACCAAAGAGGGAAGACAAAAUAGCAGUAGCAGGGGAGAAGGAAAUACAUCAAAUUUUUCAGGACCUCGACGAAAGAUUAGCGAUAACCUCCAGGUUUUAUAUCCCAGAGGAUUGCAUUCAAAGAUGGGCAGCUGAAAUGGUUGUAGCCCUUGAUGCUUUACAUAGAGAAGGAAUUGUGUGCCGUGAUUUGAACCCAAACAACAUCUUAUUGAAUGAUAGAGGACACAUUCAGCUAACGUAUUUUAGCAGGUGGAGGGAGGUUGAAGAUUCCUGUGACAACGAUGCCAUAGAGAGAAUGUACUGUGCCCCAGAGGUUGGCGCUAUCCUAGAAGAGACAGAAGCCUGUGACUGGUGGAGCUUGGGUGCCAUUCUUUUUGAACUCCUCACUGGGAAGACUCUGCUUGAGUGCCAUCCAUCAGGAAUAAACACUCACACUUCUUUGAGUAUACCAGACCAUGUAUCAAAGGAGGCCAGAUCACUGAUUCAGCAGCACAAGGCAGAGAGACCCUGGCUGCAUUGGUUUCUGCUGGCUUCUGGAAGGUAUCAAAGCAGCACUAUUCACUGUCACCAAGCUACCUUUACUAUGUGACAUUAUGACUGCAAAUCGCAGACCCAUCUUAAAAUGUGUAAAUGCCUAUGUUUAUGGAUGUGGACUCACUUAGAUGUUGAGUGCAUUAAGAUGUGAAUACACAUUGUUCCAAGUGACAACGGGGAGAAGUUACCCUAUUAGCUGUUGCAGAAAAAGCAAGCAAGAAAUCAUGCCUUUGUACUGGCUCCAAUUGAAUAGAGUAUAAACAGUUCUCUAAAACCGCAGAAUAUUUUUAUGUGUCUUUAUUAGUCUCUUUGGAGUAUUACCUUUGCAUUCCCUUUUAUAUGUAUUGGUAUCUUUAAACAGAUGUAAAUAUUGUGAUUUCCUUUUCACAUUAAUUCAGCAUGUGAUGUACAACUGAAAAGUAAACGAGGUGCUGAAUUUUAGGAAAUUUCCAUGAAGGCAUUAUGCUGUUUUCUUUCUUUCACUGGGGUUUUGAUUUUUCAGUUUUAGUCCAUUUGUAGGACUCCUUAAAACUUUAUUUUUAUUUUUUAGGAAAUAUAGAACUGGCUGUAACAUCCUGGUAUUUUAGGACCAACUCACAAUUUGUGAAAUGGAAAGUUACAGACCCCAAUGUAGCUGUAAUGCAGUGGUGUGAGCAAAGGUUAACACGAAGUAAACGAAGUGUCCAGAGUUCUACUGAAGCAGGCUCUCGCUGCUGUGUGUGUGUCUCUCUCUUUUUUUUUUUUUUUUUUUUUUUUUUUUAAAUGAGGUUACACUUGAAAUGAAGUCCCAGUGUGCAGUGCUUCAGGGAAUUGCAUGCUGUGAUCAGUAGUCUCUGAAGACUGUAACACUGAGACUCAAGGAAAGGAGAGUCUUCUUCCAUUUACUGGAUUUUAGGAAUUUCAAGUAUGCUUUUGCACUCUUGAAAGUAAUUCAUAGAGGAGCAAAACGGUAGGAUGUCCCUUACCUUAGACCUUUCUGGAACUUUUAAGCAGUUGUUUUUGUUCUUACUCACUGAAUCAUAUAUAUAUAUAUUUCUUUUUAUAUGAAGCUUUUGCAGUUUAAUCCUGCGGAGCGUCUUGGUGCUGGCGUUGCUGGUGUUGAAGACAUCAAAUCUCAUCCAUUUUUUGCCCUUAUAGAAUGGGCAGAUCUGCUGAGAUGAGAGAUGCGUGCCCUCUGAACAAACUCAGGUCAAGUGGACAAGUUUCUCUGGCACAGAAGCACCCUGACUUGCUUCCUUUGGAUGUCUCAAACCAUUUGGAUGUGAUGACUAACGAACGGUGGAGCAAUCAGGCCAAAAGUGAACACUUUUAACAGGAAUCACUGGUUGUACAAGGUGCUAGCUUAUUUUUAUGGCAACUGGUUGCUAGGUGUGUGUAAGUCUUUUCACCAAAGGGUGGUUUGUGAUGAAACUCCUGGGCAGCAUGUUCAGCACUGCCAGCUUGUCCAGUAAGUAGAAACAGGAAUGUGCUCCUGGUGCUUUGUCUGAUGGUGGAAUUGUCUAUAGUCUGUGCCAGUUGGAAGUAUAUUUUGUAGUGUCAAUAGACCAUUUCCCUUGCGAAGUGCAGCUUGGGGGGGUGGGGUGGGGGGUGGGGAGCCGGGGGAGGAAGGAGCAAAUAAUUUAUUAAUGGUAUAUGCUGAAUAAAACACUAAAAUGCUUUGUGCAAAAGUUGACACAUUAAAAAUAUGUCCAUUAAAAAUUAAGAAAGCUGUUGCAUAAUACUGUGGAAUGUGUCUUGAAAAUGGCAUAUCACUUCCCACUGUGGAAAGAGCAUAUAAAAGGCAAAUAAUGCUGUCAGUUGUUGUACUUUGUUGGCUGGCAAUGUCUAUUUAAAACUCUAGACUCCAUUGUAUUUGAUGAGCUACAUGUUAAAAUCACUACAGAAAGGGAAAUCUUCUUUUCCUCAGCUGGAUAAACACUGCUUUAGCACUAAUAAGGAACAAGAAAACAUAAUACUAAAUAAAUGUAUAGAUUAAAAAAGGAAAAACUCUUCUUUCAUCACUGCAGCCACCACUUUAUCACUUAAUGAACUUUACUUCCUCUAAGUGUCCUAUUUUUAGCUGCUACUUCAGGAAAAAACCUUUCUGCUUGUGUUCUUCUGCUUGAGGAAGCUUCUGAACUCUCCUUUUGUUUGUUAAUAGUCUUAAUAAAUCAAAGAAAGCCUUCGCCCACUCUGCUGCUUGAACAGGAAGAAGCCUGGGAUUCGCUCAUGCCAAAUGACUAAGUGACAUCUCUGAGCAAACCCUAGUGGGUAAGACUUGGGUGUGAGCCAAUUCGCUGACCUGUUUGUUUGCUAGGAAGGUCUGGAGAAUGGGAGAAGAAUAUGAGACAUGCAGAGUACUUUGCUGUGCACUGCUGUUGCUGCUGAGCAGCCAUGCUUGUAUGGGUUCCUGACGUACGAACGCGGUACGCUGAGAUGCUUGUACAUACUAUGAAUCUAUGGGUUUUUUCCUAAAUGUUCUCUUUGCUUUCACUUUUUUUUUUUUUCUUCUUCUUUUUCUUCUCCUCCCCAGCUUUAUCCGGAGGACAAAGGGCAAAUUCCUUUGGGAAAGUGAGGUGACAGAAAUGAUUAUUGAAUUUACAACUAAAAAAAAAAAAAAAAGUAUCCCUCCAUUUGUAUUUUAGCAGUGUAUUUUAUGGGCACUCCCAAAAGCGCAUCUGUACAGUCUCCAUCUGUUAGACACCAGGUCGGUGUAUUCAAAUAAAGUGGAAAAGGAAAAUGCUUCACUUAAACAAAGGAAAUCUGGAAACUUUUUUUCCUUUUUAAUUUAUUCCACUCCCCUCUUCCCUUUCUUGUGAUCACCAGGCCAUCAGAGGGGCUGUAACAACACUGCAGGUUGUAACCAGGUCACUAGUAUCACUGCCUACGGAGUGCUGUCCAAGAUUACAUCACUCUCAGAAACUGUGUUUCAACCUACCACCCUGUGGCUUCAUAACAGGAACUCCCUCAGGUGAGCCACAGGAACAACUUCCUGCGCCGAGCGGGUCGGAAAUCUCUAAUGCGGAGACCGAGCUGAUCCAGAGCUUCCUUCCAGCACUGCCCUGGCUGUGACUUUGGAGAGGGCUCGUUGCUCAAGGGAAGCCUCCCUUCCCUCGGCCACCUGACUCCAUCCCUGGGGCUCCCUAGCCUGGCCACCAGAUAAUGUCAUUGCUCAUGUUGAUCCUCUUGUCCCACUGCAUUUGCCUGGUGAUAACUGUAGGAAAAAUAUUUUCCAUGUUACUUUAAAAUGCUCAUUUCUCUAGGUUGUGCCCAUGUGCCAGUUGCAAGUAAAGGCAGGAUAA
Messenger RNA from Falco peregrinus (peregrine falcon), 6530 nucleotides. It is a transcript of the gene RPS6KC1, whose product is annotated as ribosomal protein S6 kinase C1. Gene Ontology annotation, cellular component: early endosome. Lineage: Eukaryota; Metazoa; Chordata; Aves; Falconiformes; Falconidae. Bases 71 to 3304 code for a protein of 1077 amino acids. Gene Ontology annotation, molecular function: phosphatidylinositol binding; ATP binding; protein kinase activity. The record is from RefSeq and is a predicted model, not a curated record. Gene Ontology annotation, biological process: protein phosphorylation. The transcript is spliced from 16 exons.